This is a messenger RNA of Parnassius apollo (apollo), 1092 nucleotides long. Lineage: Eukaryota; Metazoa; Arthropoda; Insecta; Lepidoptera; Papilionidae. The record is from the annotation of a GenBank genome assembly.
AUGGCUGUAGAAGAUAUCCCUACACCAUCAAUAUGGUAUUACGAUUUACUCAACUUCUUGAAGGAUCAAGAAACAACUAGAAGUUCAACAACUAAUAUUAAAACAGGAAACAAUAUUCGGUUUUAUGCACUAGGCACAAUGUUGAUAUCCGUAGCAGAUUUUGUUGGAGUGUCAAAAUCUACAGCAGGCAGAAUAGUGCAAGACACAUCAUCAGCUAUUGCGCAAUUAUAUGAUAAAUAUAAUGUCGCUCAUCGCAAGGAUGUGCAGACAAAUUCUAUAGAAUUGCUGGAUUUCCUUGUGUGCUUGGGGCAAUUGAUGGCACACAUAUCCGCACACAGUCUCCAUAGCCUAAUAUUCUUUAUUUUAACCGUUGAAUGUGAUGCAGGCCAAUUCGGAAAUCGCUGGUUACUUGGAGAUAGUGCCUAUCCAAACAGGCCAUAUUUGUUAACACCUGUUCUGAAUCCAGUUUCUGAAGCUGAACAUAGACGAAAGGGCGACAAGGAAAGUAUGGAACACAAAUAUGAUAUGAACAUUAAUAAAUUAGUAGCAGAGGCUACAGGAGUGUCUGCCCGCACCGUAAUGCGAAUUGUAGCUGAAGGAAAUUCGAGUCUACAAACAUCGGAAAUUGCAAAAUUUUCAUCUCCGCGGAAACCUAAAGAAAUAAAAAAGAGAAUCCAGAUUGAUGAUUUUGACAUGGGAGUUAUACGAAGAAAAAUUCAUCAAUUUUAUACUAGUGAUAAGAAAAUCCCAAGUAUUCGUAAGCUGCUUGCAGUUUUAAAAGAAGAUGGCAUUGUGAACUGCGGUUGUACCUAUUUACGACAGCUUUUACAUAAGAUGGGAUAUUUAUUUAAAAAAUGUAAAUCUAAGAGACACAUUUUAAUUGAGAGGCCCAGUAUUGCUGAAUGGAGAGUAAGAUGGCAAAAGUGUGACGACCACGUACAGAAAAUCGAGAACCAAUAUUGGGACCACGAUAUGAGGUUUGACAAUGUAAUAGACGAGUUGAUCAUAAACCUGGGAAACGAUUCAGAUUCUGAGGAGGAUAUGGAAAUUGAAGACAUGUAUAGUAAUGAAGAAGACGAAGAUAUGGAUUAA